CACACUACCCUAGUUUAAAACCCUCAACAGCCUCCCAUUUCCAAGGUAUUACACAAAUCUACGUCAAUAGCGAGGUUAAAGAGACGGCACUGUUCCGCUGUCCGCCUUGACAGAGCCCUAGCGUCGUCUUGGCCCUCAUUUUUGCUUAUUUAGUUAGAAAGUUAAAGCUUAGAAACAGAACAAGAUACAAUGGUGGUGAAAGCAUCCAAGGCCGAGAAGAAGAUCGCUUAUGACGCCAAGCUAUGCCAGUUGUUGGAUGAGUACCACCAGAUCCUGGUGGUCGCCGCCGACAACGUGGGGUCCCAACAGCUCCAGAACAUCAGGAAGGGUCUACGCGGCGACUCUAUUGUGCUUAUGGGAAAGAACACCAUGAUGAAACGCUCAAUCAGAAUUCACUCUGAGAACACCGGUAACGAGGCCUUCCUCAACUUGAUUCCACUCCUUCAGGGUAAUGUGGGGUUGAUUUUCACCAAGGGUGAUUUGAAGGAAGUGAGGGAGGAGGUGGCCAAGUACAAGGUCGGAGCUCCUGCUCGUGUUGGUUUGGUUGCCCCAAUAGAUGUUGUUGUUCCACCUGGCAACACUGGGCUCGACCCAUCUCAGACCUCUUUCUUCCAGGUCCUUAAUAUUCCCACCAAGAUUAACAAGGGUACUGUCGAAAUUAUCACCCCUGUGGAGCUUAUCAAGAAGGGUGACAAGGUGGGAUCUUCUGAGGCUGCUUUGCUGGCAAAGCUUGGGAUUAGGCCCUUCUCAUAUGGUCUCGUUGUACAGUCUGUCUAUGACAAUGGGUCUGUCUUCAGCCCAGAGGUGCUUGACCUGACUGAGGAUGACCUUGUUGUGAAGUUUGCUACUGGUGUCUCAAUGAUUGCCUCUUUGUCACUGGCCAUCUCUUACCCAACUGUAGCUGCUGCACCACACAUGUUCAUCAAUGCCUACAAGAAUGUGCUCGCUGUGGCAGUUGCAACUGAGUAUUCCUUCCCUCAGGCUGACAAAGUGAAGGAGUUCCUCAAGGAUCCUAGCAAGUUUGCUGUUGCUGCUGCACCAGUUGCUGCAGCUGGCGGUGCUGCUCCAGCUGCUGCUGCCAAGGAGGAAGAGAAGAAGGAAGAGCCCGCAGAAGAGUCUGAUGAUGACAUGGGCUUCAGUUUGUUCGACUAAGCACACUCUCUUCGUUAUGCUAAAGUCUAGGAUGAUGACAUCUAUGAUUACGUUUUUGGAUUUUUUACUAUAGUUUUUUUGUUAUGUCUUUCUUGACUCAGCUUUUUGUUUUCUGAAGAUUAAUCGGUUUUAUAUAUUGUGUUUGUUUAGGCAGAUA
Messenger RNA from Pistacia vera, 1309 nucleotides. Its product is annotated as 60S acidic ribosomal protein P0. Gene Ontology annotation, biological process: ribosome biogenesis; cytoplasmic translation; ribosomal large subunit assembly. Lineage: Eukaryota; Viridiplantae; Streptophyta; Magnoliopsida; Sapindales; Anacardiaceae. The transcript is spliced from 5 exons. The record is from RefSeq and is a predicted model, not a curated record. Gene Ontology annotation, molecular function: large ribosomal subunit rRNA binding; structural constituent of ribosome. The coding region runs from base 190 to 1152 and encodes 320 amino acids. Gene Ontology annotation, cellular component: cytosolic large ribosomal subunit.